CUUCUGAUCCUAACUCGAUCGCUUCCUCCACCCUCCGUUCCUUAAGACACUCUGCAGCCUGGCGCCCAUUGUUUUUGCUUUCUCUCGUUACAUUGAUUGCCCCCCCCUGCUUGUUUGCACUGGGAGCCAUAGGGGGGUUUGUUCAAUUGUUUGCAACUUGUCCUUGUUCUCGUCCUAUUGCUUCUGUAGUCCCGCACGCUCAACGACCGUUUACGAUAUAAUUGUUUCACGAUGGCAUUCCUCUUUAAGUCGAAGAAGAACCACACUCCCAGCCUGCCUCCAGCAACGAGAAGUCUUAAUACCUCCGAAGGAGCCCCGUCAGCGCCUGGGCCGGCGCUCAAUGGCCCCAAAGAACGCGAUGGAGCGAAUUCGCACACUCCCACUCCCAGCAGUAGCUAUAACAACUCCUUAAAUUCCGUGAAUAGCGCCGGAAGUCCUGAUCAUCCGCGAAUGCGACAACGCGCAGAGUCUGAGUCGCAGACUCCGCGAUCUCAUCCGAGCAUUUCCAGUAAUUCUCCGAAUAGUAGCCCCGGUGCAUCCCUUUACCCCUGGUCGCAGCGUCGACUGAACUUCUCCUCGCCUCAGGCAAGCCCGUUCCCGCGUUAUGGUGCUGCAAUCAAUUCCGUUGCCUCGAAAGAAGGCGAUAUAUAUAUGAUGGGUGGUCUGAUAGACGGUUCGACCGUGAAGGGGGACCUGUGGAUGAUGGAAAGCAGCAGUGGGAAUCUGUCAUGCUUUCCGAUCGCUACAAUAUCAGAAGGACCUGGGCCGCGAGUUGGACAUGCAAGCUUAUUGGUCGGGAAUGCGUUCAUAGUAUUCGGAGGUGAUACCAAGGUGGACGAGAAUGAUACGCUAGAUGACACACUCUACCUUCUAAAUACAUCCUCUCGACAAUGGUCGCGCUCCAUACCUCCAGGCCCCCGACCUACUGGACGUUACGGUCACACUAUAAACAUUCUAGGCUCCAGAUUAUACGUCUUUGGAGGGCAGGUGGAGGGAUUUUUCUUCAAUGAUCUCGUUGCCUUUGACCUAAACCAGCUCCAAAACCCUAGCAAUAAGUGGGAGUUUCUAAUCCAGAACAGCCACGACGGCGGACCUUCACCCGGUCAAAUUCCCCCGGCCAGAACCAACCACACCAUCGUCGGUUUCAAUGACAAACUGUACCUGUUUGGCGGAACAAACGGGUUGCAGUGGUUCAAUGAUGUCUGGUCUUAUGACCCUCGCUCCAACAGUUGGACUCAACUGGACUGUGUCGGAUUCAUCCCAGCCCCCCGUGAAGGACACGCCGCGGCCCUGGUAAAUGAUGUCAUGUAUAUCUUCGGUGGACGCACAGAUGAGGGUAUCGACCUUGGCGAUCUAGCAGCUUUUCGCAUCACAACACGACGUUGGUAUUCAUUCCAGAAUAUGGGACCUGCCCCUUCACCAAGGUCAGGGCAUAGUAUGACCGCAUUUGGAAAACAGAUCAUCGUUUUGGCUGGUGAGCCAAGCUCCGCGCCAAGGGACCCCGUGGAACUCAGCAUGGCAUACAUACUUGACACCUCAAAGAUUCGUUAUCCAACAGACGCCCAAAACGGGGAGCGGGCACCGUCUGCCGCCGCUACUGUGAGAAAACCAACUGCCACGGAGAAGCAGGUUCAACAACAAGCCAACCGAACAUCUCGCGAAGCUCAGACCCCGCCAUCGGAUGCGCAACGGAGAGGACAGGGACCAUCUCGGGAGAGUAUGGUUAGUCCUAUUGGGAGACCCACGGAUCUAGGCCCUGGUCUAGGACCAGGAUCCCGGCUUCCGCGCGCAUCUAUUGCGCAGGCGCCACAAGGACCUCCCCCCCCGGGACAGGCUCCGACACCCGGUCCAAGAGGCAACACACCCCAGCAUGCCAUGAGCCCGAGAAGCAAAACUCCGCCAAAGCUAGACCGUGGGUAUGGCGGCCCCCCAGUGGAUACCGCCCGGGCCAUGGCAAGUGAUAGGGAUAGAGAUUCAGCGGCAAGGGAAUCACCAAGAGAGUUCAAGAGCCCUCAAGAGGCAAAUGGACAUCGUACCCAGCAGUCCUCACGCAUGUCUGCUAGAGCGAUGGAGGCAGGCGAAGCUGCGCCCCUGAUCAGCGCCCCUGCGCGCCAACGCUCUCUCCGACAGCGACAGCGUGGUUCCAUGGACAGUGCCGAUGAAUCCAUCCUCGGUCGACAUGCAAGUAUUGACAGCUCGAUGGAUUCAAGGACCUACAGAAACUCGAAAACCAUGGGCGACGAACCCCGAUCGCCUAGGUUGACAGCUCAUCAGGAAGCCUUGAUUAAGGAGCUAGAAGCGGUGAAAGGCCGCAAUGCAUGGUACGCGUCGGAGCUCGCUUUGGCCAAGAAAGCCGGUUAUACACCCAACAUCUCAGGGAGCUCUGUGCUGGACGAGCGUACAGCAGAUGCGUUUGCUGAUGAGGAUCGCCCCUUGAUUGAGGCAUUCCUCGCUAUGAGGGCCGAACUAGCCAAAAUGCAGGCCACCGUGGACCGCCAAGCUGCCAUAGCAUCCAAACGCGUCGCCGAGGUUGAACAUCAGAGAGAUGUGGCGGUGAAUGAGGCAGCCUACUCUCGCGCCAAACUUGCUGCACAUGGAGGAAGUCAACAAGGUACACCAUUAUCUGACGGACAAUCUCGAGACUUGGAGGACGCGGUCUCCGAGCGUACAACAGAUCUGAGCAGAAGGCUCGCUGUCGCUAUUGCGUCUCAGAACGAAUUGAGAUCCAGGUUGGAAGUGAUGGCUACUGAAAUAGAGCAAGAAAAGCGGGGCCGAGAGUUAGCAGAAGAGACAUGUGAAGCCACAAGGAGGAGAUUGGCUGAGUUGGAGAUACAGAACAACCCCCUAGAAGCAGAAAGUUUGCGUGCCCAGCUUCAUGGGAUUGAAGCGUCUCUGAGAGAGGAGUCGAUUCUACGAUCCGAAGCCGAGUCAUCUUUGAAGCAGUUGACCUUGGAUAAAGAGGAGCUUUUGAAAAGACUGGACGAUUCUUCCACUCGGUUAAAGGACUUUGGCAAUAACCUCGGUGGCCUUAGAGAGGCCGUGACUGCAUCUUCCAAUAAAGCCACCCUCCUCGAGAAGCAAUUAGACGAGGAACGAGAACGUCGUGAAGGCCUGGAGAGAAAGUUGUUGCAACUUCGGUCCGAGCACGAAGAACGAACUUCCGAGUUGGAGAACGCUACGCGCCGCCUGCGGGAUGCAGAGGAGCUCGCUGAGAGCCACGCCAGGGAAGCUGAAACGCACAAGAAUGCAUUCCUCACUGGUCUUGACCGAGCCUCUUCGUUCGAUUCAGAUACCUCGAUGCGGUCCCUGGCCGAUCAACGCGUGACUAUCGCCGAAGCACAGGUGGAGAGCGCGAAUAAGCUCGCGAAAGCCAGCCAAGCGGCUGCCGAUGAGGCGGCGGAGAAAUUGAGACGUGCCGAGGAAAGGAUUGCAGGGUUAGAGGCGUACCAGGAACAGGCUAGCCGGGAGGGUCUACAGCUCCGAAGGCAGUUGCAGGCAGCGCUGAAAGACUCUCAGAUGUACAGCGCUGAGAAUAAGGAGCUCAAGGCCCAGCUCGAAAACCACCAGCGCGAAGCUGGAGCUUUGGCCAUCCAACACAAUGCCCUCAAAGACCUCCUCGGUGAACGCGGAGCCCUCUACUCUGAUAAUAGACGCUCCCCGCGCCUUGAAUCUCCCGGAUCUCGAUUCGGCACCCCCGAGCAGACCAGACUACGGGAACUGGAGCAACAGCUCUCCACCAGUAUCAAGGCUCAUGAAGAACUCAAAUCUUCAGUUGAGACUCGCGAGCAAGAAGCCGACCGUGCCUAUAGGGAGAAGUUGGAGCAGCUUGAGAAUGACUACCAAUCCGCCGUCCAUUACGUGAAAGGGACCGAAAAGAUGCUCAAACGGAUGAAGGAUGAACUGGCUCGAUACAAAAUACAGAACGCGAAGAUCCAGUCCGAACUGGAAGCAGCCCAAAGCAACCUUGCUCAAACUCCUGCCACGGCGUCGGACGCUCCAGCGGAAUGGGAGGCGGAGCGCUCCAGGCUUCAAGAGUCGAUAGCUGAGCUGCAGGAAGAUACAGCAUCGUCAAUUGCCAACCUAGAGGAGCAAAUUACGAGGUUGAAGGAAAGUCUCUCUUCAGUGGAGUCCGAACGAAGCAAAUAUGAGGCGGAUUACGAAGCAAUUCAACAGCAGUUCAUAGCGACUACCGAGAACAGCCGAUCUGAGUUGGACCAACUCAAGCACGAGAAUUCUUUGCUCGAAACUCGCGCAGCGGAUGCGGAGCAGAAGGUCAACAUGCUCCUCGAUCAAGUCGAGGCAUCCGUUGGGCAUUACCGUCGCCAGUCGCAGCAUGGGCAAGGUCCAAACGGGAUCUCCCGUACACAUAGUAACGCUUCGAGUAAUACUAUCGGCGCUGGGGUUGGGCGUUCAAGGGCCAACAGCGCAGUGUCUCAGGAUGACAGCUUCCUCGAUAACCGUGGCUCCAUGGCGCUUGACUCGCUCGCCAAUGAGUUGGAAACCCUGCGCAGCCACUGGGAGAGUACCAAUCGCAACUACCGGUUGAGCACCCAGUCGGACUACGACCGAACCCCAACAAAGGAGUCGGGGCUCAGCGACAGCCUGGCGGAGUGGAGGCGGCGAUUGGACGAAGAAGAGACGAGAGAACCCUCUCCGGACAAAAGUAGGCCUCACAAUGCUGCCGAAGAACCGGCAACCGCGAAUAUGAUCUGAGCAGCUCAGUGAGCACUCCUUCAUGACUUGUCUAUAUCUUAUUGGGAGCUAUAUCAUAAAACGUCUGAGCACGUUGAUUUGGGUCCCCGGGCUUUGGAAGCCCUUAAUCGGGCCUUUUUCUUUUCUUUUCUUUUCUUUUCUUUUUUUUUUUUUUUGCGACAGUUUAUCUGUGUUUCCUCUGUCCUUGUAUCUCCGUUCGUUCUUUCUGCCUUUGUAUUAGCUUAUGA
This is a messenger RNA of Aspergillus ochraceoroseus IBT 24754, 4940 nucleotides long. RefSeq names its product putative cell polarity protein (Tea1). NCBI's taxonomy places the organism in Eukaryota, Fungi, Ascomycota, Eurotiomycetes, Eurotiales, Aspergillaceae. The record is from RefSeq and is a predicted model, not a curated record. The coding region runs from base 232 to 4713 and encodes 1493 amino acids. Gene Ontology annotation, molecular function: protein binding. Gene Ontology annotation, biological process: regulation of cell shape. The transcript is spliced from 4 exons.